This is a messenger RNA of Schistosoma spindalis, 3468 nucleotides long. The record is from the annotation of a GenBank genome assembly. NCBI's taxonomy places the organism in Eukaryota, Metazoa, Platyhelminthes, Trematoda, Strigeidida, Schistosomatidae.
AUGUCGAAUAGUGCUUUUGGACCAGUUUUAAGUUCAGGGACUGCUCCUAAUUUAGGUAGUGUUCCAUCUAAUAAAGAAGAGCAUGCCUUAGGCUUAAAAGCUAUUUAUGCAGCUUGUCGACUGUUGUAUCCUGAUCAACCUACUCCACUGCAAGUAACAGCUGUUCGAAAGUUCUGGAUGGGUGGACCAGAUCCUUUGGAUUUUAUCAAUAUGUAUGCAAAUCCAGGAUCAGCUGAACUGCAAAGCCCUCCCCACUGGCAUUACGUAACUAACGGUUUAUCAGAUUUGUAUGGUGACUCAAGGUUGCAUGGCCAUUGUCAUUCAACUGAUGGUCCAAGUGGUUUCGGUUUCGAGUUAACAUUUCGAGUUAAACGUGAAGCAGGUGAAACAAAUCCACCAACAUGGCCAGCGCAUUUACUACAAAGCUUAGCACGUUAUGUUUUCUAUUCACAAGCCCAAUUAAUGGCGGGCGAUCAUAUUCCAUGGCCUACGUCUUUAGAUAAGCAGCCUAAUUUGUCAUCUCAACAGUCGGAAAAACGACGACGGCAUCAUCAACAUCACCACCACCAGCAACAACAGACGGAUAAAGAAACAAAUGUGAAGGAGUUAGAAAAUGCAAGAAAAUCCAUUGCAAUGGCGGCUGCAGCAACUGCGGCUUCCAUAUUAGCUGCAAACAGUGCUAAAACUGGUAUGGGAUCUUCAUCGGCUGCUUUAUCCGCAUUAACCAAUCCUUCGACUUAUGCAUCCAUGGUCGCAGCUGCUCUAGCCGCUGUCAAUAAUAACAACUCUUUAGCAACUAACAACUCGAAUGAUUCAGUUGGUCAGAAUGAUACUAAGGAUAAACUAACAACUAAUUCAACAAAUUCAUCACGUAUUCAUCAUAUGCUACUGGUAGAAGAUCCUCAACUGAAAAAAAUCACUACACCAUAUGGUUAUGUUCAAUUUUUACAGUUGGUUGGUCUUUGCGAUGAGGAACUGCGUUUAGUUCAACGUUGGACUGGUUCUCAUGUUGCUGAAUUAAUGAGUUGUUCACUAGAAACCGGUGGUGGUCUUCUUGUCACCGAUAUGAGAAGAAAUUUAAAUAUUUUCGAAAUGCAACCAAAUUUAGUGGAUUAUAUCAAUGAUAAAUUAAAACGUGAAGGUUCAAAUUUAUCUGGUGUCACAACAUCCUAUUUUGCUUGGGCACCUAUAACUAUGGUCACUUUAGGUGAGCUACUACCAGGUGAAGUGGAAUCUCGUCGAUUACGUCGUCAAACACAGAAACGUGAUUCAUCUUCAACUAGUUGUCUGUAUUCUUCUAAAUCAGAAGUUCAGUCUGGAUCCAAGGCUGUAUUGUUCCACAACCUUUCAACUGAUUAUAAUACCCACAAAUCAGAUACUGAUAUUGGAUCUAAAACUGUAGCCAUGGACACAGAUGACACAUUGGUGUCGUUUGCAGUAAAAAAACGAAUUGAAGAUGAUGAAUUUAUAGAUGUUGUUGGCGGUGGUGUUAACGGUGGUGGCGACGAAACUUUGCAGAAGUUGACAGCAGAAAGUUACAUCAAUUCAUCUACUAGUGCUUUAGCCUCAGUGUCUGCUGAACCGAAUUCAUUAAAAAUUUCUCGUUUUGAACCAAAAUCUCGUGUUUCUUUAAGUAAUAGGUUGAGCUCCGGACAUUUAACAUCAGAUUGUUUUCCGCAUUCAUUAGGAAAUCGAAAUGUAAUCGAUGGACAAACUAUCAGUGCACCUGGUGGUUUUUCUGCCUGGUGUAAUCGGGUAGGACCUAUCAAUCAGUUUAACCAAUCACCUAUAAGUCGUCAAAGCCUAAACAAAGUCGGCGCUAAUACUUCAUCUGCAGGUGGUGGGAUAUUCAAAAGUACUUUGAUCAAUUCACCUACAGAACUGACUAAUGUAGUUGGCGGCGCGCUUGGUUUUCGAACAUUCAAUUCAGAACUACCAAUAUCCAAUAUGAUUACGGAUAAAUUUAUAGAUGCUAGUAUUGAGCCUAAAGGUGGGAAUCUUACACCCGGUGGUGGUGGUGGUAGUAGUAGUACUACUGGUGAUGGUUCUGCACCAUGUACACCUUUAGCACAUUUAUCACUUUCUCCGGCUAGUUUGGAUAUGAUGCCAACACGGAUUAUCGAUUAUUUAGAUGUGCAUUUAUGUCGUGAAGCUGGUGAAAUGCUUCCCUUAGCAGUGAAUGAUCGACUACGUCAUGGAAGACAUUUUACAUUUCUAAAUGCAAAUUAUCCAGAUCAUGCUAUUACGUUAGUACCAUCUGGUGUUUCUGGAGCUUUUGUUACUGAAGAAACACCCUAUGUCGCCCGUGGACCAUGGUUACAGAUCUUAUUGACAGACGAUUUUCUGGAACAGUUGGAAUUUCAAUUUUCAUGUUUAUUAUAUCCUAAUGAAUUGCAUUUGCCGUUAGUUUUUCGUUGGCCAGAAAGACAUUUACGUAUAUGCUUGGUUGAUGUCAGUUCAUCAUCAUCAUUGUCAUCAUCACCACCACCAUCAUCAAACGGAGGCUUACCAUCAGUACCUCUCCCCCAUUCACAGACAGCAUCUGUACCAAACCCGGUGUCUUUAAUAAACGAUAGUAAUAACAAUAUUGGUAAUAAUAGUGUCGACAAUAGCAACACUUCAGAUACAUCGAAUAUUUCAAAACUUAUGGGUACUCCUACUACUUCUGGCGUUCAUUGUAAUUGGAAUACAUCAAUAGUAGAUAAUAGAUUGAUAUCUGGUAAUAACAGUGGUAAUGUUGGGAGUACUCUACAAUCCUCAAUCAUUCCGAAUGCAUUUUCAAAAUCUGAUCUACUCCCUUCAUUCUUAUCGUUAUUCCCACCGGGAUGUAUACCACCGCCAAAUGUUUUAUCAUCGUUGUUCAGUGCCAUGGCUACAAAUAAUUCUAGUAGCAUUAGUGACAAUAUUAAUACUACCAAUAAUGAUCAAUCGCAAACAGAACUAUUCAGAAAAUCAUUUCUCCCAAUAAAUCAGACUGUAACACCAGUGCCUAUAUUUCAAACAUCGUCGUCGUCAUCACCACCUACAUCAUUAAUCCAACCAUCCGCAUCAACGUUGCCGAAUUCAUCUCAUAUACACCACCAUCAAAUCACUCAGCAACAACAAUUACGGCAAGAACACCAACCAAGUACAUCUCUUCCUUCUGAAUUAAAAGUUGAUAGCCUAAUAGAUCCUAAUGUAUUUGCUAACAACUGGUCAAUUUUUUUGCAAACAUUAAUGCGUAACAGUAACAUUAAUGCUAAUAAUAUGGAUUUAUUAAGACAAAUAAUAUCUGGUAGUCAGAAUAACAGCGUUGCUACUACUAAUAUCAGUAGUACUAAUUCAACCGCUCAUUUCAUGGAGUUCUUGCAAAAUUUUCCUUUUAAUAAUAGUAAUAAUAAUUGUAUGAAUAUGUUGUCUGCUUUAACUUCAUCAACAGCACCGACAGCAUCAGUAUCAUCGUCAUCAUCAUCAAUGAGGCAUUUUUAA